AUGUCCACCCCCGAAGAGAUGUCCACCCCCGAGAAGGCCGCCGACGGCGUACUCCCGACGACGAACAAGCACGAGCUCUCGUGGAAGAAGUACGAGACUUACUACUGCGAGGUGGACCCGAAACAGGGCGACCGCGCAACCGAGAUCAAGCUGCUCUCCUUCAAGCGGCCGCACAUGCGCGGCUUCCACUUCGCGUGGUUCGGCUUCUUCAUGGCCUUCUCGUCGUGGUUCGCGUUCGCGCCGCUGAUGCCGCAGAUCAAGAAGGACCUGGGCCUGACCAAGGACGAGCUGUACAAUGCGAACAUCGCAUCUGUGGCGUCGACCGUGCUCAUGCGCUUCGCUGUGGGCCCUCUGUGCGACAGGUUCGGCACGCGCACCAUGUUCUCCAUGCUGCUGACGUUCGGAGCUAUCCCGGUCUUCUUCGGUGGUCUCGUGAACAACGGUACUGGCCUGGUCAUCAUCCGCUUUGUCAUCGGUGUCCUGGGCGCGACCUUUGUGCCAUGCCAGGCGUGGUGCUCGCAGCUGUUCGCGAAGGAGAUUGUGGGCACGGCCAACGCCAUGGCUGGUGGCUGGGGCAACCUUGGAGGCGGUGCUGUUCAGCUGCUCAUGGUCGGCGUGUGGAACAUGUUCCGCACUGGCUUUGACGACGAGGAGGCCUGGCGCCUUUCUUUCAUCGUCCCCGGAGUUUUGACAUGCGGUACCGGCAUUUGCAUGUACUUCUUUUCGGACGACUCGCCGAAGGGCAACUUCAAGGAACUGGAGCAGAGGGGCACAAUGGAGCGCAAGUCGUCCAAGAAGUCGUUCCAGGAGGGUUUCUGCCAGUACAACGCCUGGAUUCUAUUCAUCCAGUACGCGGCCUGCUUCGGCGUUGAGGUCACCAUGAACAACAUCCUCGCUGUGUACCUGGAGACCAAGUACGAGCUGUCGGUCUCCCUUGCGGGUCUCAUCGCCUCCCUGUUCGGCCUCAUGAACCUCUUCGCUCGCGCUAUGGGCGGCGCUCUAUCUGACAAGCUGUUCCAGUGGUUCGGCGCGGGCACCAGCGGCAUGCGCGGGCGCAUCUAUGCGCAGUCUAUCUCUCUGGUCUGGGAGGGCAUCAUGCUCCUGAUCUUCACCAAGAUGGACUCUCUGGGCGCGACUAUCGGCGUCCUGCUGCUCUUCUCGCUCGGUGUUCAGAUGGCGGAGGGCUGCACUUUCGGAAUCGUACCCUACGUGAAGCCCACCGCAACUGGCGCCGUGUCCGGAGUGGUGGGCGCUGGGGGCAACGUCGGCGCUGUGUGCUGGGGCCUCAUGUUCCGUUUUGGCCCAUCGGAGGCCGACGAUGUCCUGUUCAUCCUUGGGUUUAUCGUGAUCGCAUCGGCCGUCAUGGGUCUCUUCGUGCUCAUCCAGGGCCACGACGGGUGCAUCACCAAAGCCAAGGGCGAGCCGGAGUUUUUCCCUGAGCUUGCUUGCUUGAGUCUUGCGGCACAAGUCCACGUUGGCAGCCUCGCGCGGAGCGUGGGCAGAAGGUACUCCGAGAUCUCCAACGAAACCACGCCUUCCAUCACGAGGCCUGGCAUCGUGACGCCCAUCUCCGCGCCGGCAGCUUCUGGUCGCAGGCCCCAGAUCAUCCCAUGGCCUAAUCUGAGGCUCCAAGCAAGCAAGAUAGCUGCGGUAGAGAUGUCCACCCCCGAAGAGAUGUCCACCCCCGAGAAGGCCGCCGACGGCGUACUCCCGACGACGAACAAGCACGAGCUCUCGUGGAAGAAGUACGAGACUUACUACUGCGAGGUGGACCCGAAACAGGGCGACCGCGCAACCGAGAUCAAGCUGCUCUCCUUCAAGCGGCCGCACAUGCGCGGCUUCCACUUCGCGUGGUUCGGCUUCUUCAUGGCCUUCUCGUCGUGGUUCGCGUUCGCGCCGCUGAUGCCGCAGAUCAAGAAGGACCUGGGCCUGACCAAGGACGAGGUGUACAACGCGAACAUCGCAUCUGUGGCGUCGACCGUGCUCAUGCGCUUCGCUGUGGGCCCUCUGUGCGACAGGUUCGGCACGCGCACCAUGUUCUCCAUGCUGCUGACGUUCGGAGCUAUCCCGGUCUUCUUCGGUGGUCUCGUGAACAACGGUACUGGCCUGGUCAUCAUCCGCUUUGUCAUCGGUGUCCUGGGCGCGACCUUUGUGCCAUGCCAGGCGUGGUGCUCGCAGCUGUUCGCGAAGGAGAUUGUGGGCACGGCCAACGCCAUGGCUGGUGGCUGGGGCAACCUUGGAGGCGGUGCUGUUCAGCUGCUCAUGGUCGGCGUGUGGAACAUGUUCCGCACUGGCUUUGACGACGAGGAGGCCUGGCGCCUUUCUUUCAUCGUCCCCGGAGUUUUGACAUGCGGUACCGGCAUUUGCAUGUACUUCUUUUCGGACGACUCGCCGAAGGGCAACUUCAAGGAACUGGAGCAGAGGGGCACAAUGGAGCGCAAGUCGUCCAAGAAGUCGUUCCAGGAGGGUUUCUGCCAGUACAACGCCUGGAUUCUGUUCAUCCAGUACGCGGCCUGCUUCGGCGUUGAGGUCACCAUGAACAACAUCCUCGCUGUGUACCUGGAGACCAAGUACGAGCUGUCGGUCUCCCUUGCGGGUCUCAUCGCCUCCCUGUUCGGCCUCAUGAACCUCUUCGCUCGCGCUAUGGGCGGCGCUCUAUCGGACAAGCUGUUCCAGUGGUUCGGCGCGGGCACCACCGGCAUGCGCGGGCGCAUCUAUGCGCAGUCUAUCUCUCUGGUCUGGGAGGGCGUCAUGCUCCUGAUCUUCACCAAGAUGGACUCUCUGGGCGCGACUAUCGGCGUCCUGCUGCUCUUCUCGCUCGGUGUUCAGAUGGCGGAGGGCUGCACUUUCGGAAUCGUACCCUACGUGAAGCCCACCGCAACUGGCGCCGUGUCCGGAGUGGUGGGCGCUGGGGGCAACGUCGGCGCUGUGUGCUGGGGCCUCAUGUUCCGUUUUGGCCCAUCGGAGGCCGACGAUGUCCUGUUCAUCCUUGGGUUUAUCGUGAUCGCAUCGGCCGUCAUGGGUCUCUUCGUGCUCAUCCAGGGCCACGACGGGUGCAUCACCAAAGCCAAGGGCGAGCCGGAGUCCCUUGACGUGAUCUGA
Molecule: messenger RNA, 3102 nt
Organism: Symbiodinium natans
Lineage: Eukaryota; Dinophyceae; Suessiales; Symbiodiniaceae
Source: the annotation of a GenBank genome assembly